Molecule: messenger RNA, 2989 nt
Organism: Carlito syrichta (Philippine tarsier)
Lineage: Eukaryota; Metazoa; Chordata; Mammalia; Primates; Tarsiidae
Gene: CCDC57
Product: coiled-coil domain containing 57
Source: RefSeq, a predicted model, not a curated record
AUGCUGCUGUCGGGCUCAGAACAGGCCCUGAAUGAGCUGCUGACACGCAAGGAGGAGGAAUGGAGGGCACUGCAGGCCCAUUGUGCCCAGCGGCAGGAGGUGGCCCUGCGGGACAUGUACAACCAGCUGCAGGAGGUGCAGGGAAAGCUGCAGCGCUUGCAGGAGGACUUCAUCUACAACCUGCAGCUGCUGGAGGAGCGAGACUUGGAGCUUGAGCGCUAUGACACCGCCUUUGCCCAGGCCUGGGUGUGGGAGGAGGCCCGGCAGGCAGAAGUGAGCGAGCUCAAGAUCCAGGUGGCCAAGCUGAAGCAGGCACUUGCCCAGGAGACCCUGCGGGUGGAGGAGCUACAGCAGCAGCAGCAGCUGAGGUUUCAGAAACAUCGCUUGGAGCUGGAGCGCAUCCACAGUGACAAGAAUGGUGAGAUCGACCACCAUCGAGAGCAAUAUGAAAAUCUGAAAUGGAGGCUGGAGAGAAAACUUGAAGAACUUGAUGGUGCUGCUCUGCAGAGACAGGAACUGCUGCAGGAGUUUGAAUCCGAAAUACAGAAAAAGGAGCAUGAAUUCCGUCUGCAGGCUGAUAACAUGAGUAAUGUGGUCUUAUCCCAUGAGCUCAAGGUUAAACUAUUGAACAAAGAGCUUGAGGCUCUGAAAGAAGCCGGGGCAAAGGCUUCAGAGUGUCUGGAGAGGGCAGAGACCAUGAACUCAGAGCUAGAGAUGAAGCUCCAGAGCCAGGCCUGGGAGAUGCGGGACCUUGAAGCCAUGAAGGAUGCCCGGAUAAAGGACUUAGAGGAUAAACUUCACUCUGUGCAGGUAACCAAGAAGAAAGAAGAGGAAAUGUUUAAGAGGAAGCAGGAGGAGCUUGACCGCCUGGCCAGGGAGAAGGACGUUGUGCUGGCAGUGGUGAAGGGAGCCCAUGGGGAGCAGCUGCGGGCCCUAGAGGCCAGGGUUCUGGAGUUGCAGGCCCACUGUGAUACCCUUGAAGUGCAACUGCGCAGGGCUGAGUGGAGGCAGGCAGAUGCUGUCAAGGAGAAGGAUGCCAUCAUUGACAAGCUUCGUGAAGAUGCAACAGCUCUAAAAUCUGCCUGGGAUGCCCAGAUUGCUCAAAUAUCCAAGGAGAUGACAUCCAAAGACUUUCAGGUUCACAUACUGCAGGAAGAAGAGAUGAAGCUCAAGGUGCAGUUGGCUCGAUUCCAGCAGGACAUUGAAAGGUACAAGCAGCAGCUGUCCGUGGCAGUUGAAAAGGAACGGAACCUAGAGCGUGAUCAGGUGCAGCUUGGCCUGGACUGGCAGCGCCGCUGUGACAACGUUGAAAGGGACCAGAUCCAGAAGUCAGAGGCUUUGAUUCAGGGUCUGACCAUGGCGAAAGAUCAGGUUGCUGCUAAGCUGCAGGAGACAGAGCGGGCACUGCGGGAGCAGGAGGUAGUGCUGAAGGCCUUGGCCCUGGAGCGAGACCAGGCUGUGCAGGCCCUGAGGAUGCAUGGGCUUCCUGGACAAGGGGCACAGAUACUCCUGAGGCAGCAUGAAGGAGCAAUAGAUAAAGAUUUUCCAUCUAGUGAGAUCCAGCAGCUACAAGAGCAGAACGCAAACUUGCGAAAUGCUAUUGCACAAAUGAGGAGAGAAAUGGAAACUCUAAGUGAUCAAAUUCUUCCUUCUGCUCAGUUAGGAAGGGAGACCUUAAACACAAAUCAGCCUGAUCCAAAGGCAGAGGGAGAUACUGCCACUCCUGAUUAUACUCUAGCCCUUGAAGCAGAAAUGCAAAAUUUAAAGGAUAAGUUUAAAGCACUGGAAGAGCAACUUGGAGAUGUGUUGAAUCCUUUGAAGAUGUCCUCAUCUCAUGCCGACAUUCCACCCAGUACCCACACCUCGACAGAGACUACUGGUGAGUCCUCAUCUCAUUGCAUUGCGUGCUCUGUCUCAGCUAUAGGGUCUCACCAAGUUGCCCAGGCGGGAGGAGCUGUCCAAGCUGGUCAAGCUUCCUUUGGACUUGCGCUCAGGAAGCUCGUAGACAGAGUACAGCUCUUGAACUUGCUGGUGACUCAACUCAAUCAGAAGGUGCUACAGGAACCCCUGGAGCUGGCCACGGUCCGAUGUGACCUUCCCCGGCAGGUGGACCAGCUACACCUGGAGGUUUUGGAGCUGUGGAAGCAGGUGACUGAGCUGGAGAAGCAUCUUGGGACCGCCUGGCAGCAAGGAGUGGAGCCUGCAGGCAGGAAGCAACCUGGAGCCUCGGACACUGCGGCCCUCCAGAAAGAGGAUGCUAAGAAUGCAAAGAAAGAAUGUUUUUCUGAAUACUCGGGGAAGAGCCAUCCCCACUCAGCACAGACAGUCAGCAGAAGUGAUGCCCUGCAAGGCCACAAGAAGCAACAUAAAAUCCCCAUAGUGACCUGCAAAUCAGCUUAUCAGAAAGAAAACAGAUCUCCAAAGCCACCCCAGGCCCAAGAAUCCCCUGAGGAAAAUGGCCACCACACCCAAAGAUCCUCAUCAUUUGCCAGCAGUUCCCUCCAGGACACAUGGAAGUUGCUAGACCUGGGAUCCAGUCCUUCUGGCCUCACCUCCCAAGAUGACUCAGUUCCAGAGCACCCGGCACCUCCAGCAGCCAACAAGAGCCCCACCAAGACACAGGCGUGCUUUGCUGUCCAAGGGAUGAAGAUGGCAGCCCAGUCAAAGGCCAAGCCCACCAGAACCUCCAGGUCUCAUCCUGCAAAAGCUAAAGGUUGCCAGCGGCCCCCUAAGAUCCGCAACUAUAAUGUGAAGGACUAACUCCUCGGCCUCCCCUGUGCAGAGACUGCACACAACCUACCCGUGGUACUCGGGGUCUGCACUUUUACUCAUGUGGCAUGUGGUGUGCAUGUGGUGUGUGGGGGCAGCGGCUGCAGAAAAGGCUCCCAAGUGCUGCUAAAGUGACCCUGCUGACCAGAGGCCUCACUGACCAACUGUAGUGCCCAUUAAAGCCCAGGUGCCUCCCUUGCGCAUCUGCUUGGCCAGCAGA